Rhizophagus irregularis DAOM 181602=DAOM 197198 is the source of this 1837-nucleotide messenger RNA. NCBI's taxonomy places the organism in Eukaryota, Fungi, Glomeromycota, Glomeromycetes, Glomerales, Glomeraceae. The record is from RefSeq and is a predicted model, not a curated record.
CAGAGGACUUUUCCCAGAUCCUGGACCAUGGAAGAUUCCUCAAACUCGCGCAGUUAUCCUUAGAGAUAAUCUAGGAAUUGACGCUUUACCACGACAACGUUUUAAUAAAACUAAAAGAACACCUUAUGUACUUAAUAUUAUGGUUGUUGGUAAGCAUAAAUAGAAUUUUAUAAUCUUAAUUUCAAUCUUUUUAUCAAUAUUAUUUGAAUAAAUUUAUACAUUUUUUCAUAAACUGAAAGAAAUUGACGAAAUUCAUUCUUGUUGCGCGAAUUAUUAAAUACAUAAGGCGAGAGUGGACUCGGAAAAACCACUUUUAUGAAUACUUUGUUCAAUACACCCCUCAAAGAGGAAAUCCUCCCGAAAAAUCCACAAGCCACACAGACAGUUGAAAUUGUUCCCGUACAUUAUGAAUUGGUUGAAAAUGGUGUAACUCUUAACCUAACUGUCGUUGACACGCCCGGAUUCGGUGACCAACUUAACCGUGAACACAAUCUCAAUCCGAUUGUUGAAUAUAUUGAUAAUCAAUUCGAAGCUUACCACACGGCUGAGCGCAGUUCCGAAUUUAGACGUGCAAUUCCAGAUACUCGUAUACAUGCUCUAUUGUAUUUUAUUCCACCAACUGGUCAUGCUCUUAAAGAACUUGAUAUCAAAGCCCUCCAAGUUUUAUCUACUAAAGUUAAUGUAAUUCCCGUUAUUGCAAAAGCUGAUACACUUACACAUGAAGAAAAAUCGGCAUUUAAGAAAACUAUAUUAAGAGAUAUCGAUUUUAAUAAUAUCAGAACUUUCCCCACAGCUUAUCCAGAUGAUCGGGAGAGUGUUGAGGAACUUGAGAAAUAUAUUCCAUUCACUGUUAUUGGCAGUGACACAUUUGUGGAAGUAGAAGGUAAAAAAGUACGAGGACGAUUAUAUCGAUGGGGUGUAGUUGAAGUUGAAAACGAACAACAUUGUGAUUUCAUUCAUCUUCGUGAACUUCUUAUGACACAUGCGCUUCACGAUCUUCUUGAGACAAGUCAUACCGUUCAUUACCACAAUUUUCGAGCUCAAAGACUUCGUUCAAGUGGUCGUCCAGAAUCCAUUCUUGCUUGUGAUGAUUCUUAUGAGCACAGAAUUGAAAGAAGCAAACAAAAUAUGGCCGAAGAUAUGAUCAAAAAGGAAGAAGAAAUGAGACAAAACUUUGUGUUGAAGGUUAGAGAGAAAGAAGCAAGCUUAAGAGAAAGAGAAGAACAGCUUAAUCAACGCAGACAACAACUUAUGGCAGAAUUAGAAGAGCAACGUUUGGCACUUGCAGCUGAAGAACGUGAAUUCCAAGAAUUGUAUAAUGCAAGUCGGAGCACUAGUGUCUCAAAAGGCAGCAAAAUUUUUGGCAAGAAAAAUUGAUCACAUUUAAUUUCAUAAUUUAAUUUAUCCAUUUAUUUUUCUUGUAUUUUUAUUCAAAUGUCAUUUUUAAAUUCAUCAAUCCUAUUAUUUUUUUUUUUUUUUAUAUAAAUAGUAGAAAGGUCAUUAUUUUUGAAAUUUCCUAUUUUAUUUCAUUAUCUUGUAUUAGUUAAACAGUUGACCAAAUUUAUUGCUUUAGACAAAUAUUUUUUUUUUCUAUUAUGGUAUAUUGUUUGGAUUUUAUGUUGCUGGGUGACUAGAGUUUUUUUUUUUUUUAUAAUUCUUAUUACAAAAGAAUAAAAGUGAUUAUCAAAACAAUGAAAAUUUUAUAAAAUUAUAAAAUAAACAGAGUUUAAUCAAAACUCUUUUUAACCAUUAGUGCAUCAAUAACGGCUAAAAUAGUCCAUUUGCGAUUUUCGGCUUCUUGGAAUACAAAAGAUCUUGGGGAAUAAAAUACCUAAAA